This is a messenger RNA of Zymoseptoria tritici IPO323, 516 nucleotides long. RefSeq lists its product as uncharacterized. Bases 18 to 455 code for a protein of 145 amino acids. Lineage: Eukaryota; Fungi; Ascomycota; Dothideomycetes; Mycosphaerellales; Mycosphaerellaceae. Gene Ontology annotation, biological process: mitochondrial electron transport, ubiquinol to cytochrome c. The record is from RefSeq and is a predicted model, not a curated record. The transcript is spliced from 4 exons.
UCCCAUCAGCCGACAAGAUGGGUAUCUUUGAUUAUGUCUCCGAUCUUUACGCCGCCAUGAGCGUCCAGACCGCCGAGGCCGAGGAGCCGCAAAAGGAUGAUGGUGGCGACGAGGGCUCCGAAGGCGAGGACAACAAGGAAGAGCAGAGCGAGGACAGUGAAGAGAGUGGCGAGGCCGAGGAGGGCGGAGACGAUGCUGAAGAAGAAGAAGAAGAGGAGGAGGAGGAUGAGGAGGAGGAUGAGCCAGAAGACAUCAAGCCCAAGCUCGAGGAAGAAUGCCUCAAGACUUCCGCAUGUGCGCCGUUGAAGCACCAUUACGAUGAGUGCGCCGAGCGUGUGCAGCACCAAACCGAGCAGCACGGAAAGGCAGAGGAGGACUGUGUUGAGGAGUUCUUCCACAUGAUGCACUGCGCCAGUCAGUGUGCUGCACCGAAGCUGUUCAGGCAGCUACGGUAGACGAUGGGAGGAAUCCGAGUUUGGCUUCCCGCUUGCUACAGUAUCCCUACGCCUGGUCAAU